GAUAAGCACCCAUGGUCAUGGUGGAUAACAUUGUUUUAUAUGGAAUGGUAUGAUUAUACACGCAUCCGAUAAAACCCCAUCUGAAUUUAUAAUUCUGAAGAAAAGUAAAAAAACCCAGAAAAAUCAUGUCUCUGAAUAUCCCUCGCUCUGUAAUUCUUCUGCUCCUCCUCCUCCUCUGCUCCUUCACUGCAAUCUCAGCUCACGAAAAUGAAGACCCAACAAUCAAAACAAUGGAGGAUUUCUCUGGCUACCCAUUUCACGAAUCACACUCUACCUCUCAGUCUCACACUGUUUCUUUACUCUCAGUUGACACUCAAAGUUUGCAGAAACAGAUUGAUGAACUUUCGACUUAUUCGGAUACACCUGCCCCAUCAGUUACCAGGGUCUUGUAUACUGAGAAGGAUGUAUUGGCGCGUAGGUUCAUCAAAAACUUGAUGGGACUUUCUGGUCUAUCUGUUAGAGAGGAUGCUGUUGGUAACAUAUUUGGUCGGUGGGAAGGCUAUAUUCCAGAUCUUUCUGCAGUUGCGACAGGUUCUCACAUUGAUGCCAUUCCAUACUCCGGAAAGUAUGAUGGUGUUGUGGGUGUUCUAGGUGCUAUAGAAGCCAUCAAUGUACUGAAAAGGUCUGGCUUCAAACCCAAAAGAUCACUGGAAGUUAUCUUGUUCACCUCAGAAGAGCCUACGCGUUUUGGAAUCAGCUGUCUAGGAAGCCGCUUAAUGGCAGGGAUUGAGGCCUUGGCCAAUGCUCUGAAGACAACAGUUGAUGGUCAAAAUGUAUCCUUCUUAGAUGCUGCAGGAUCUGCUGGCUACACUAAACAUGAAGAUGAUUUAUCGAGUGUGUUCUUAAAAAAAGAAAGCUACUCUGGUUUUGUGGAAUUGCAUAUUGAGCAAGGCCCCAUUUUGGAGGAGGAAGGUAUAUCAGUUGGUAUUGUAACUGCCAUUGCAGCCCCAGCAAGUAUAAAAGUGGAGUUUGAAGGCAAUGGAGGCCAUGCCGGUGCUGUCCAAAUGCCAAAUAGAAAUGAUGCUGGACUAGCAGCUGCAGAAUUAGCACUAGCUGUUGAGAAACAUGUAUUGGAAUCUGGGUCUGUUGAUACUGUCGGUACAGUUGGUAUUCUGGAGCUACAUCCUGGAGCCAUUAACAGCAUCCCAAGUAAAUCGCAUCUGGAAAUUGACACAAGAGAUAUUGAUGAAGAGCGAAGAAACAUUGUAAUUGAGAAAAUUCAUCGAUCUGCAAUUGCUAUAGCAAGUAAACGUGGGGUCAGUCUAUCAGAGUUCAAAAUCAUAAAUCAGGAUCCGCCAGCACUCUCUGAUAAAUCAAUAAUUGAGGCAAUGGAAGCUUCGUCGAAAGAGCUAAACUUAACGCACAAGUUCAUGAUUAGCCGAGCUUACCACGAUUCAUUGUUCAUGGCCAGGGUUUCUCCGAUGGGUAUGAUAUUCAUUCCAUGUUACAAAGGUUACAGCCAUAAGCCUGAAGAAUAUGCAUCCAUUCAGGAUAUAUCUAACGGGGUCAAGGUAUUAGCAUUGACCCUAGCAAAGUUGUCAUUGCAGUGAACCGUCGGAGUUGAUAGCUUGUAAGCUUUUACAUAUUGGGGUUAUACUUUCUUCUAAAUUCUAGUGUUUGUUCAGCAGUUCUAACAAUGUGGUUGUUUCUCUGUGUGCGCGGGCACGCGUUAGAGAGAGAUGCAAAAACUCUGCAGACAGACCUCAUUGUUUAUAUAUCAACUGUAGAAUCAGAUUGGAAUAUCAACUCAAACUAGUGCUAAUUCUGUCUCA
Molecule: messenger RNA, 1772 nt
Organism: Pyrus x bretschneideri (Chinese white pear)
Lineage: Eukaryota; Viridiplantae; Streptophyta; Magnoliopsida; Rosales; Rosaceae
Product: ureidoglycolate hydrolase-like
Exons: 12
Coding region: 126-1550 (474 amino acids)
Molecular function (GO): hydrolase activity, acting on carbon-nitrogen (but not peptide) bonds, in linear amidines
Source: RefSeq, a predicted model, not a curated record